AUGACGGUUACUUGGUCAAUGGGCCCUGGUACCUUAGAAGUUCCAUUAUCUCUAUUUGCUAAAAAUAGGGAAAGGCUUGCAAAAAAGCUUAAAAAUGGGCAAAUAGUUAUAUUUCAAGGUGGCGAUAGCAUAAACCACUAUGACACGGAUGUGGAAUAUGUUUUUAGACAGGAAUCAUACUUCACUUGGAUAUGUGGAGUUCGGGAGCCAGGUUGCUACUUUGCAUUGGAUGUUGGCACAAAAAAGGCUUAUUUGUUUGUACCACGCUUACCUGAAGAGUAUGAAGUGUGGAUGGGGAAACGUUUGUCAUGUGCAAAUUUCAAAAAUAUAUAUGCAGUUGAUGAAGUAUACUACGUUGACGAGCUUCAAGAUGUGUUGAAACGACUAAAACCAGAGGUGCUUCUGACCCUUAGUGGACCUAACACUGACAGUGGACUUACGGCUAAGGAAGCAAUAUUUGAAGGGAUUAAUGAAUUUAACGUCGAUAACGAAACGCUAUUUCCCAUUAUCGCUGAACUACGCGUCAUAAAAACACCAGAGGAGAUUGAAGUAAUGCGUUACGUGUGCAAGACUUCUUCUGAUGCCCAUAAACAGGUGAUGCUUCACGCGAAGCCCGGCUUAUUGGAGUACCAGUGCGAAUCGGUAUUCCUAGACCACUGCUACCGUGUUGGAGGAUGUCGUCACGUCUCUUACACGUGUAUUUGCGGGUCCGGCGAUAACUCAGCCAUUUUACACUAUGGCCAUGCAGCUGCCCCUAAUUGCAAAAUGAUCCAAAAUGGUGAUAUGUGUUUAUUCGACAUGGGGGCCAACUAUGCUGGUUAUGCUGCGGAUAUAACGUGCUCAUUUCCUGCCAACGGGAAGUUUACAGACGAUCAGAAGUUAAUCUACGAAGCCGUACUGGCGGCAAGGGAUGCGGUUUUCAGGGAAGCAAAACCUGGUGUGAAAUGGACCGAUAUGCACUUAACUGCGAACAGAGCGAUGCUCGAACACCUCAAGCGAGGCAAUCUGCUAAAAGGAGACGUUGAAGAAAUGAUCAAGCAUGGUAUAAACGGAAUUCUCCAGCCGCACGGUCUGGGCCACCUGCUGGGGCUGGACGUGCACGACGUGGGCGGGUACCUGGCGCACUGCCCGCCGCGGCCGAGCGGCCCGCUCGCGAGGCUGCGCACCGCUCGACUGCUGCAGCCCGGUAUGGUACUCACCGUGGAGCCAGGUUGCUACUUUAUACCGAAGCUUUUGGAUAGUGCACUGAACAACCAAGAACAAGCUAGGUUCUUCAAUUGGGAUAUGGUGGACAAGUACCGAGGCUUCGGCGGGGUCCGCAUUGAAGAUGACGUCCUAAUUACUGAAAAUGGAAUCGAAGAUCUAACCUCUGUUCCAAGGACGGUCGCUGAAAUUGAAGCCUUCAUGGCUAAUGGUGCCAAUUUUAAAUAA
Molecule: messenger RNA, 1431 nt
Organism: Parnassius mnemosyne (clouded apollo)
Lineage: Eukaryota; Metazoa; Arthropoda; Insecta; Lepidoptera; Papilionidae
Source: the annotation of a GenBank genome assembly